CCAUGAGGUUGUUAGUAGUUUGUGUAGUAGUUGCCAGUGUCGCAGCUUUUGGAAGCGCCGAAACACCAAACGACUUUCAAAUUUCAGACUUUGUAGAGAUCAAACGCAACGAUGCGGUUAGUCGAGAAGCCAGAAGCAACUCGCUGGAAGACACAGUCGAGGACUACAUGAAAACCCACGAUUUCACCUUCAAACUACCAUACAUCGGUUCCACCCUGACUUUCGCUGGGCGAAAUCUGGACCAAGAUGAAGUCGAUGUGAAGCUGCGCUUCGAAGACGGUCAAGUCGACGCUCGCAAGAAGAAAUCCAAACUGAAGAAAAUCUUCGUUCCGAUCUUCGUUUUCAUUUUAAUCAAGGCCAUGGUUAUGAUUCCGUUAGCUCUUGGUAUUCUUGCCAUCAAGACGUGGAACGCAUUGCAAUUGUCGUUCGGCUCGUUUGUGGUGGCUUUGGCGUUGGCGGUGUGGCAGUUGUGUAAGAAGGUGGCUGGUGACCAUAUUCACCCACACAUUGUGGCUGCCCAUGCCCCCUGGGAGGAUCCGCACCAUGUGGUGGCCAGGUCUUCGGGAGACGAAGUGCAGAGGAUGGCGUAUUCGGCGUAUGCGCCCAACGUGUGAUAUUUUUGUUGAAUGUAUUUAUUUAUUGUUGAAGUUGCUCAAAAAGAUU
Zophobas morio is the source of this 663-nucleotide messenger RNA. RefSeq lists its product as uncharacterized. Gene Ontology annotation, cellular component: membrane. The transcript is spliced from 3 exons. NCBI's taxonomy places the organism in Eukaryota, Metazoa, Arthropoda, Insecta, Coleoptera, Tenebrionidae. The coding region runs from base 3 to 614 and encodes 203 amino acids. The record is from RefSeq and is a predicted model, not a curated record.